Messenger RNA from Galeopterus variegatus (Sunda flying lemur), 6499 nucleotides. It is a transcript of the gene NIN, whose product is annotated as ninein (GSK3B interacting protein). The record is from RefSeq and is a predicted model, not a curated record. Lineage: Eukaryota; Metazoa; Chordata; Mammalia; Dermoptera; Cynocephalidae. Gene Ontology annotation, molecular function: calcium ion binding. The coding region runs from base 60 to 6473 and encodes 2137 amino acids. Gene Ontology annotation, cellular component: centrosome; ciliary transition fiber; centriole. Gene Ontology annotation, biological process: microtubule anchoring at centrosome; centrosome localization; centrosome-templated microtubule nucleation. The transcript is spliced from 30 exons.
CGGCCGGCUGUGCGGGCGCUCCGGAGAGGCCGACAGAGGUGAGCACUGUGGGCUAUGGGAUGGAUGAGGUGGAGCAGGAUCAGCAUGAGGCCCGACUCAAGGAGCUGUUCGAUAGUUUUGACACAACGGGCACUGGGUCCCUGGGACAGGAGGAACUGACCGACCUUUGCCACAUGCUGAGCUUGGAAGACGUGGCCCCAGUGCUGCAACAGACACUGCUUCAGGACAACCUCUUGGGCAGGGUGCACUUUGACCAAUUUAAAGAAGCAUUAAUACUUAUCUUGUCUAGAACUGUAUCAAAUGAAGAAAACUUUCAAGAACCAGAGUGCUCACUAGAAGCUCAGCCCAAAUAUGUUAGAGGUGGGAAGCGUUAUGGACGAAGAUCAUUGCCUGAGUUUCAAGAGUCCGUGGAGGAGUUUGCAGAGGUGACAGUGAUUGAGCCACUAAGUGAAGAAGCACAGCCUUCACACAUCCCAACCAGUGACUGCAAAGAGCGCUGGAAGACGCAACGCAGUGAGGAGUAUGAAGCAGAAGGCCAGUUAAGGUUUUGGAACCCAGAUGAUUUGAAUGCCUCGCAGAGUGGAUCUUCCCCUCCCCAAGACUGGAUAGAAGAGAAACUGCAAGAGGUUUGUGAAGAUUUGGGGAUCACCCGUGAUGGUCACCUGAACCGGAAGAAGCUGGUCUCCAUCUGCGAGCAGUAUGGUUUGCAGAAUGUUGAUGGAGAGAUGCUUGAGGAAGUGUUCCAUAAUCUUGAUCCUGAUGGUACAAUGAGUGUAGAAGAUUUUUUCUAUGGUUUGUUUAAAAAUGGAAAAUCCCUUACACCAUCAGCAUCUACUCCAUAUAGACAACUGAAAAGGCACCUCUCCAUGCAGUCUUUCGAUGAGAGUGGACGGCGUACCAUGACCCCAUCAGCGAUGAUGAGUACCAUUGGCUUUCGGGUCUUCUCUUGCCUGGAUGAUGGGAUGGGCCAUGCAUCUGUGGAGAGGAUACUUGACACCUGGCAGGAAGAGGGCAUCGAGAACAGCCAGGAGAUACUAAAGGCCUUGGAUUUCAGUCUUGAUGGACACAUCAACUUGACAGAAUUGACAUUGGCUCUUGAAAAUGAACUUUUGGUCACCAAGAAUGUCAUUCACCAGGCGGCUCUGGCCAGCUUUAAGGCUGAAAUCCGGCAUUUGUUGGAACGAGUUGAUCAAGUGGUCAGAGAAAAAGAGAAGCUACGAUCAGAUCUGGACAAGGCUGAGAAGCUCAAGUCUCUAAUGGCCUCAGAGGUGGACGAUCACCAUGCAGCCAUAGAGCGGCGGAAUGAGUACAACCUCAGGAAACUGGAUGAAGAGUACAAGGAGCGCAUAGCAGCCUUAAAGAAUGAACUCCGAAAAGAGAGAGAGCAGAUCCUGCAACAGGUGGGCAAGCAGCGCUUAGAACUUGAGCAGGAAAUUGAAAAGGCAAAAACAGAAGAAAACUACAUCCGGGACCGCCUCACCCUGUCUUUAAAGGAAAACAGUCGCCUGGAAAAUGAGCUUCUGGAAAAUGCAGAGAAGUUGGCAGAGUAUGAGAAUCUGACAAACAAACUUCAGCGAAAUUUGGAAAAUGUGUUAGCAGAAAAGUUUGGUGACCUCGAUCCCAGCAGUGCUGAAUUCUUUCUGCAAGAAGAGAGGCUGACACAGAUGAGGAAUGAAUAUGAGCAGCAGUGCAGGGUAUUACAAGACCAAGUGGAUGAACUCCAGUCUGAGCUGGAAGACUAUCGUGCACAAGGCAAAGUGGUCAGGCUUCCCUUGAAGAACUCACUGUCAGAAGAACUCUAUGUUAGCAGUGGCGGCAUUGAGCCCAACCAGGGGCUUGGUUCUGAAGAAUGCAAUCCACUGAACAUGAGCAUCGAGGCAGAGCUGGUCAUAGAACAGAUGAAAGAACAACAUCACAGGGACUUGUGUCGCCUCAGACUGGAACUUGAAGAUAAAGUGCACCAUUAUGAAAAGCAACUAGAUGAAACUGUGGUCACUCGUGAAAAGGAGCAGGCGGACAUGAAGCAGAAGUAUGAGAAUGAAAUGCACACCUUGGAAAAACAAAUAAGUGACCUUAAAAGUGAAAUUUCAGAACUUCAGGGGCAGGCAGUGGGGCUCAGGGAGGCACACCGUGAGACCACCCGCAGACACGAGGAGGAGAAGAGACAACUGCAAAGGACGUUUGAUGAGGAAAAGACUCGCCUGCAGGAGGAGCUGAGGCUGGAACAGGAGACAGAGCUCAAGGCGAGACUCGAGCAGGUGGAGGAAAGCUUUAACCGAGAGAGGGAAGGACUCAUGCAAAGUAGUGCCUGGACAGAGGAGAAGGUGAGAGGCUUGACUCAGGAACUAGAGCAGUUUCACCAGGCACAGAUGAAAAGCCUGGUGGAGAAACACAUGCUGGAGAAAGAGGAGUUGAGAAAAGAACUCUUGGAAAAACACCAAAGGGAACUUCAAGAGGGAAGGGAAAAAAUGGAAACAGAGUGUAAUAGAAGAACCUCUCAGAUAGAAGCCCAGUUUCAGGCUGAUUGUCAGAAAGUCACUGAGAGAUGUGAAAAUGCCCUGCAAAGCCUGGAGGGGCGCUAUCGCCAAGAGCUAAAGGACCUGCUGGAACAGCAACAGGAAGAGAAAUCCCAGUGGGAGUUUGAGAAGGACGAGCUCACCCAGGAGUGUGCAGAAGCCCAGGAGCAGCUUAAAGAGACUCUUCAGAGAGAGAAAGCAACUUCUCUGGUCCUGACCCAGGAGAAAGAGAUGCUAGAAAAAACAUACAAAGAACAUUUGAACAGCGUGGUCAUCGAGAGAGAGCAGCUACUCCAAGACCUGGAAGAUCUGAGAAAUGUGUCUGAAAGUCAGCAGAGCCUACUGUCUGACCAGAUACUUAAGCUGAAGAGCAGUCACGAAAGAGAACUGAGGGACCGCGAGCAGGUCCUAUACCAGGCAGGGGCCACGGAGCACCUGGCCAGCCAGCAGCUAGAAAGGCUAGAAAAGGAACAUGGCCAGGAAAGGCAGGAAAUGAUGUCCCAGCUUCUAGCCAUGGAGAGCAUCCACAGAGUGACCUGUGAGAAAGCAGAUCGAGAGAGGGCUGAGAUGAGUGCAGAAAUCUGCAGGCUCCAGGAUCAAAUAAAGGAAAUGCAGCAGGAAGCACCUCCUCUCUCCAGGCUUCACAGUGGCUGCCAGGCAAUGGCAGGGGAGGAGGCAGAAGGAAGCAGAGCCCUGUCCCUGCUUCAGCAAGGAGAGCAGCUGUUGGAAGAAAAUGGAGAUGUCCUUGUAAGCCUGCAGAGAGCUCAUGAACAAGCAGUAAAGGAAAAUGCAAAAAUGGCUACUGAAAUUUCUAGAUUGCAACAAAGACUGCAAAAAUUAGAGCCAGGGUCAGUAAUGUCAUCUUGUUUAAGUGAGCCAGCCACUGAGUGUUUUAGAAAUUCUGCAGAACAAACUGAGCCAUUUUUAUUGCAAAACCGAAUGAAGCAAGUAAAAGGUGUAACCACACAGCACAGCCUAAGUGACCUGCAAGACGAUGAGGUCCAGGACCUGGGAAGUACAGGCAUGAGCUUGGUGCAGAGACAGGAGAUCAAAAGAGAGGAGUCUGAAGCUUCAAUGGAGAGUUUUUCUGAGCUUGAAAAUAGUGAAGAGACCGGGACUGAAUCCUGGGACCUGAAGAAUCAGAUCAGUCAGCUUCAGGAACAACUAGUGAUAUUACGUGCAGAUUGCGAUCGAGCUUCCGAAAAGAAACAGGACCUACUUUUUGAUGUUUCUGUGCUAAAAAAGAAACUAAAGAUGCUUGAGAGAAUCCCUGAGGCUUCUCCCAAGUAUAAGUUGUUAUAUGAAGAUGCCAGUCAAGAAAACGACUGCCUUCAGGAAGAGUUGAGAGUGAUGGAGUCACGCUAUGAUGAGGCACUGGAAGAUAACAAGGAACUCACUGCAGAAGUUUUCAGGUUGAAGGAUGAGCUAAAGAAAGUGGAGGAAGUGACUGAGACAUUCCUUAGCCUGGAAAAGAGUUACGAUGAGGUCAAAACAGAAAACGAAGAGCUGAAUGUUCUGGUUUUGAGACUUCACGGAAAGAUCAAGAAGCUGCAGAAAAGAGCAGUCCUGCAGUGUGACUGCUUCUCCUCUUGGAAAGCCCAGUUACAUAACCUAGAAGUUGAACCUGAUGAAAAGGAACUUGAACUCAGUCAGACACUGGAAGAGUGUGUGUCCACGGCUAUGAGUGUACACCAUAUUAUAGAAGAACGCAGACAGGAACACCAGUACCUUCAGCAGGGCAACAUACAGCUCUCAGAAAAAGUAAAAGCCCAAGAAAUUGCCUGGUUACACAGAACAAUACAGACACCUCAAGAAAAGUCUAGUGUACAGAAUCAAGUUAUACUGGAAGAAAACACUGCUCUCCUAGGCCUUCAAGACAAACAUUUGCAACGUCAGGCCACAAUAGCAGAGUUAGAACUGGAGAAAAAAAAGCUACAGGAGCUGACUAGAAAAUUGAGGGAAAGAGUCACAACUUUAGUUAAGCAAAAAGAUGUAUCUUCUCUAGGAAAGGAGGAGGAAGAGCUGAAGGCAAUGAUGCAUGACUUGCAAAUCACAUGCAGUGAAAUGCAGCAAAAAGUUGAACUUCUGAGAUAUGAAUCUGAAAAGCUUCAAGAGGAAAAUUCUAUUUUAAGAAGUGAAAUUACUACUUUAAAUGAAGAAGAUAGCAUUUCUAACCUGAAAUUAGAGAAAUUAAAUGGAUCUCAGGAAGAAAUGUGGCAAAAAAUAGAAACUGUAAAACAGGAAAAAGCUGCAGUUCAAAAAAUGGUUGAAAAUUUAAAGAAACAGAUUUCAGAAUUAGAAAUCAAAAACCAACAGUUGGAUUUGGAAAAUACAGAACUUAGCCAAAAGAACUCUCAAAAUCAGGAAGAAUUACAAGAACUUAAUCAACGUCUGGCAGAAAUGCUAUGCCAGAAGGAGAAAGAGCCAGGAAACAGUACAUAUGAGGACUGGGAACAAGAAAAAUCUAAUCUGAAAGAAGAACUGGAACACUGUAAAGUGCAGUCCUCUGCUUUAGUGUCUUCUCUGGAGGCAGAACUUUCUGAAGUUAAAAUACAGGCCCAUAUUGUAGAACAGGAAAACCUCCUUCUCAAAGAUGAACUGGAAGAAAUGAAACAGCUGCACAGAUGUCCUGAUCUCUCUGACUUCCAGCAAAAAAUUUCUAGUGUUUUAAGCUACAACGAAAAACUGCUGAAAGAAAAGGAAGCUCUAAAUGAAGAAUUAAAUAGCUGUAUUGAUAAGUUGGCAAAAUCAAGUCUUUUAGAGCACACAAUUGCUACAUUGAAGGAGGAACAGAAGUCUUGGGAGCACCAAAGUGAGAGCUUAAAGUCACAGCUGGUGGCAUCACAGGAAAGGGUUCAGAAUUUAGAAGAUACCCUGCAGAAUGUAAACCUGCAAAUGUCCCGGAUUAAAUCCGACCUACGAGUGACUCAACAGGAAAAGGAGGCUUUAAAACAAGAAGUGAUAUCUUUACAUAAGCAACUUCAGAAUGCUAGUGACAAGAACUGGGCCCCAGAAAUAUCCACCCAUCCUUCAGGGUUCCAUAAGCAGCAGAAAAGUCUGUCUUGGGACAAGUUGGAUCAUCUGAUGAACGAGGAACAACAGCUGCUUUGGCAAGAGAAUGAAAGACUCCAAACUGUGGUACAGAACACCAAAGCGGAACUCACAUACUCCCGGGAGAAGGUCCGUCAACUGGAAUCCAACCUUCUUCCCCACAAGCACCAAAAACAUUUAAGCCCGUCAGGAACCAUGAAACCCACAGAUCAAGAAAAAUUGAGCUUAAAGAGAGAGUGUGAACAGUUUCAGAAAGAUCGAUCUCCUACUAACAGGAAGGUCAGUCAGAUGAAUGCCCUUGAACGAGAAUUAGAAACAAUUCAUUUGGAAAAUGAAGGCCUGAAAAAGAAACAAGUAAAACUGGAUGAGCAGCUAAUGGAGAUGCAGCAGCUGAGGUCCCCUGUGAUGCUUAGCCCAUCCCCCCAUGCUUGGGAUCUGCAUCUGCUCCAGCAGCAAGCCUGUCCGAUGGUGCCCAGAGAGCAGUUUCUGCAGCUUCAACACCAGCUGCUACAGGCAGAAAGGAUAAACCAGCAUCUGCAGGAGGAACUUGAAAACAGGACCUCCGAAACCAACAUGCCACAGGGGAACCAGGAACAACUGGUAACCGUCAUGGAGGAGCGGAUGAUGGAAGUUGAACAGAAACUGAAACUGGUGAAAAGGCUUCUUCAGGAGAAAGUGAAUCAGCUCAAAGAACAACUCUGCAAGAAUACUAAGGCAGAUGCAAUGGUGAAGGAUUUGUAUGUUGAAAAUGCCCAGUUGCUGAAAGCUCUGGAAAUGACUGAACAGCGACAGAAAACAGCAGAGAAGAAAAAUUACCUCCUAGAAGAGAAGAUUGCCAGCCUCAGUAACAUAGUCAGGAAUCUGACACCAGCGCCAUUGACUUCGACACCUCCUUUGAGGUCAUAGCCAAACCAAAGGAUAUGCUCAUUUGU